AUGCCUGGCCGACGAAAAACGGGCAAGAAUGCCCCGAUUCUCAGCCAUGAAUUCGUCAUUACCAAUCAUGGCGAUAUAGUCUCUUGUAUCUGUAUGGUUUUCAUGAUGGGACUUAUGUUCCAGGUGAGAUUUUCGCUUUUUUGGGGGAGUAGUGUAGUCUUCGUGUUAGUAAAACCUUUCAAAAACCUAAUUCUAUUUCUUUGUACUGCUGUAUAACUAGGCAACGAGCAAAGUAGCGGCUGUAUUUAUUGCACCUCAGCAUAAUCUGACCAGGACUACUAACGGUAAGUCUGAUAAAGGAAAUCACAACCCUUUCUUUUCAAACGAUAUUAACGAAUGUACAUGUGAGGCCCGCACAUGCAACGACAUAUCAGGGUACCACGUGAAACGCAAUGUAUUUGCGCGGGUUUCAGAUUUUUUGUCUCUAAAGACAGCGAUCGUUGUUCAACUUUUAUUUUAAACAAGUAAAAAAUACGUAAUGCCGUUUUCGAAAGUCUCAUAAGAGCAUUUCCCAUCUUAUUUUAGCUUGGUGCUUUUAUUGUCGUGGGAAUAUUUGAUUGGUCAUUUAGUUGUAGACAAAAGGCCGGUACAGAUAUAUUCCUACCAUUCCUAAUUUGUUAAAGAUAAUACAUACUUUACUGUUUAUCUUUCCUAAAAUCUGCUAAGUAAUAUUUUGUGAAGUACUUAAGGUUGUUAACACUUGCUUAACUAACUUUGUGGGCUGAAACUGAAAAAGAUAUUUGUUAAAGGACCUGUUUAAAGACCCUGUGUCAAAUUUUCACCCCUAGUUGACCUACGUACACCAGAAAAUACUUUUAGCUCUUUAAAUGACCCUUGUAUUGGUUUGAAAUUUUUGUACAAUUAAAGAAUUUAAGUUACAUUUUGAGAGGUUAUUACUUUGACAAAUUCUAUGUAAAAACAGUCUGGACAGAUAUCGGGUGUCCAUUAAUCUCCUAGAUGAAAUAGACUUUUGGGUUUUUUAGUGCUUUAGUUGGGAAUUUCCCAUUUUUUUCCUAUAAUUCGAAAAUUUUCUUUCAUUCAUAGUACAAUUCUUGGGACAUUUUUGAACAUAUUUCAUCACUGAUGAUGAUUAACAAUCAUCACAAUCUUAAAAGCAAAUUCUGAUGGUCUGUACAUCAUGUAAAAAAACAUACAAUGCACUAAGCAUGUUAUAAUUUGGGGAAUGGAUCAAGGGGGGAGGGUGGUGUUGGUGGUGAUAAUAUGGGAUGGGGGGGGGUGGGUGAUGCAAAAGAGAAAGAAAUAGAUCUCCAGAUUUCAGAUCUCCAGAGGUUGACAUCUUUGUAUCAGAUUGACUCACCUUUAAGAGUGCACACUGCCAAAAAAAGGCUACAAAGCAAAACAGAUGAAGGUGGACCGUUAAAACACUUUUUAUUUGAUGAUUAGUUUCUUGAUUCUCGUGACCUCGAUCUUUGAUGGCAUAUACUUGUUUCACCCUACAGGUACUGAGGAACUGCCGACAACAUACACAAAUGGACCCAAAGAUUUCUGCACAAUUUUCUUUUACUCAUUAGCAUGGAUUGUUGUUCAUGCCAUCAUUCAGGAAUAUGUCUGGGAUGUAAGUAGAAAAGCAAAAUAUUUCCAGCCCUUUUAUGCUUAGGUCUUAGCAUAAGGAACUUUUUAUUAAUUUUGAUACCCGAAUGGCUUUCAUUCCGGAAUUUAGUUUCGUUCCAGAGUGAAGCUCAUCCUGCAUUGACGUGAUAAAAUUGACCAUCUCAGCCUAAGGCAUUCUCACUCAGGUGGUUUUUGUGCCAGAUUAGAUACACAUGUGCCACUCGCUCCAGACGACAUGAUUUGUGAUUUUUCAUUCCGGAACAAAGAUCCUUUUUAGUUUACAUGAUAGCAAAAUGAAAUUUCGUACCAGAAUGAGAAUUUCAUGUGGAUUGAAAACCAUGCAGAAUGAACUCGUUCCGGAAUGACUAGUAUGGGAACAAAAUGUCAUUUUGGUAUCAUGUGAACAAAUAAUACAGAGAAAUGUAUGAAGAUGGAAUGAAAUCCGUCCAGAAUGAAAACCCUGGUGAUUCUGGUAUUAUGUGAAUAGUCCCUAAGAACAAAAUCCCAUACGAAUAUUCCCUUACCCUUGCAUUCAGAUUUGUGUUCCUAAGAAAGAACAUUCUUUUAGCAAUGUUUAAAAUUCACAAAAGUUCCAAAUUCUUUUUGUAAAAUUCAAAGAAGUGAAUAACACCAUGUAAAUGUUCUGCCAAAGAUAGCUCAUUGGAUUCAAUGCCAUAGGAUUUCUUCCGUAGAUUUGAACAUAAGACUACUAAGUCAUCCCACCAUAAUUUGUGUCAAGGUCUACUACUUAUCGUGUUAUAGAACCAGCAACAAGAUCCGUUAGCUGAAAAUGCUUUUGAUUGUCCCCAAGUGCCAUUAUUUAAACUUAAUCUGGCUGUGGGUACUGUAAUGAGUGUAUUUUUUUUAUUGAUUACAGAAAGUCUCCCGUAAACUACGCCUUUCAAAAACAAAAAAUACCAAGUUUAAUGAUUCUGGGAUAUUACUUCCAUUCUACUUUUUCUUUGCUGCCUGGGGAGCAGAUAUCAUUUUGAAGGUAAAACAGUAUAUUUGUGUACAUUAUGAGAUACAUUAUUUUGUAUGCAUGAUACAGUAAAAUGAUGGAGACAUCCAAUUUGGUGGAGUCUAAGAAAAGUUUUAGGAAAUUCAAAUGGUGAACCUUUGAAACUCAUCCAUAGGGAGCCCAGGUUUAUAUCUGCUGUACUCCUAUCUUCAAAGGCAUAGCUGCCUCCAUCUUGGCUAAAUGCAUUUUAUACAAUAUUUUGUUAUUUCCUGCUUAAAGCAUAGUUCUUAGUGUUUGUGUUAAUAAUAUUUUUCUUUGUAGGAAGGAUUUAUUCCUCAUAUUUCAAAACUUUGGGAAGGCUACCCACAUAAUGAAAUGUCGUAAGUUCUCAGCACAUUUGUUAGUUCACUGCUUAAUAAAUUAAUUCUUAACCUUGAGGACUAAAAUUGACUUGAACCAGUUUCUUUGCCCUGUUAUUGGCCCAGGUAAAAAUAAAGUGACCCUUGAUGUCCUGUUUAACAUUCCAGAACUGUUGUAUAGUGAUGCAAUGUUGGCAGGCUGAGGGGUAUUUUUUAGUUUGCUGGGUGCUGAACGCCAAAUGACUGUGAAGUUUAGUGAUUACGGUUAGGAAACUGAGUGAAUUAAGUUUCAGGUCUGUUUUCCCAGUUUGAUGACUUGCGGCAAGUUUAAUGCAAGACCUUGAAAUGACCAAUUAAAUCUCAACUUUUAUUUGCCCUGCCCAUUUCAGUUUUGCGUUCAACAUGCGGCUGCCAACUUUAGUUCUGCAACCCUCCUCUGAAAUUUUAUUCCAAGGCUGGACUCUACAGCUUGCCUGUAAAAGUACCACUGAUUGCUAACACCUUUGCCACAAAAACCUAGCACAUCAAGAACUGUGUGCUGAUGAUGAUGAUAAUAGAGACUUUUAGAUUCUAAGACUAGAACAACUACGAGUACAAGAUUUUUCUCUAUACUAAGUAGUGCUCGCUUGUGAAUCAGCGUCAUUUGGGUGGGUAAAGAUGAUACAGUGUAGUACAGUAGCCAUCAUUCUAUGAUGAGUUCUUGCUAGAAUGUCGUAGUGGUGGAAACAAAUUAUCAAAAUAAUGUUGGAAGUUUAAUCAUUUUGUGAUUGGGGGAGGGCUUAACCACCUUCAAUAAAGAUUACAGUGGUAACUUUUGUGGUGAAAACAAAGUGAAAUGAAGCUUUCUGGGGUGUCUAGUUCUUGAGAGUACACAAAAACUUGAAGCGAACUGAAAUCCCAUACUCGUAGAUGUUCUCUUCCUCGAAUCUAAACUGGUCUCUAAUAUAUUGUGACUGAAAUAUACUCUAUCUGACACCCCUUUCAGAUUCACCCUCAAAUUCUACUUCAUUCUUCAAAUUUCAUUCUGGGUGCACUGCUUUCCUGAACUGUACUUUAUGCGAGCCAAACGGGUAAGUGCAGUGAUUGAAGCGGCUUUGGAUGAUAUUACCUCAUGUAAGACUUCAUAUAGUGUCCUGAGCCACUCUCAUGUUAUGAUGUGAGCACUGUGUCGUUUUGUGUUUUUUAAGAGGGAAGGGGGUUGGGUGAUUUUGUGGGUGCUGCAAAAGAGACAUUCUCGUGAUAUUUUAUCCCAGUGGUUGGCAUCUCUGUGAACUACUGGUAUCUGUUAAAUUUAUCUUGGGUGAUAAUCUCCUAAUUAUUGUCACUAAUCAUUUUGUUCCAUAAAGCAUUUGAUAUUAUGAGGAGAAAUAUUAUGAUGGUUAUCACUCUGAAUGGCUGUAAAGGCAAUCUUAUUAUAUAAUAUAUUGUAAUUACAUUGAUUAUCAUAACUCUCAAGUAAAGAUCAACCACAAUCAUUAUGUUACAUUAUUUUAAAGUACUUUAUCUUUUGUUUUUGGCAGGAAGAGAUAUUUCCCAAGAUUCAGUUGUAUAUUGAAUAUCUGCUUUUCAUCUGGGCUGCGUACAUGCUAAAGUAAGCAUUUUUGCUGGUGAUAUUACAAGCUUGAUCUCCAAGUUCAUUGUCUUCAAAGGACCCCUUAGAACUCUGAUAAACCUGGCAGCUUCUUUUUUUCUUUUUCCAAUUUUGCCACUAUUUAACUAAUUUUAUUAUAUUUUCAUUACACCUUAAGUUGAACAAAAUUAAUUAAAAUUGGUUUUAUUUUUGUUGUAGCUUUACUCAUAUCACCAUCUGUUGCCUGGUUGUUCAUUAUUUUGUGGAGUGCAUUAACCAUGCAAUGCGAAUGUUGCGUAUUAGUGGCAAAGAAGAUGUUGCCAAGACCUUGUAAGUACAUGUUUGUUGCAGCUGGAAGCUUGCUUAGGAAAAGUGCCAAAGUUGGUUAACUUCUAGAUUUCCUUCAAAAAUGCCUUGUGUUUGAUUGUGAAACAAAGGGAGAACUUAUCACGAGAUCAAGAUUCAUUUAAAGCCUUUUUCAAUGCACUCUUUCAUUAACCCUUUAAGCCCCAAUAUCCACAUACAAAUUCUCCAAACUGAUCUCCAUAUAUUUCCUUUAAGAAUUAGUUGAGAGAAUUUGAUAAAAGAUCAAAGUAUUUUUCUCUUAGGUGAUCAUUUUAUUAAUUCUCAUAACCUCAUCUCAUGACAAUGUAUGGAAAUCGUCAGGAGAAAAUUGCUGUUGGUCACUAUUGGGACUUAAAGGGUUAAUAACCAGAUGAAGAGACUUAAUUUUACAACCUGAAUACAGACACCUAGAAUUGGUUCCAGCUUCCAUCUUUGGGUCACUCCAUAGACUCCCAAUCAGACACUCACCUCUUUAAGACAAGCAUUUGAUGAACUUCUAGAUUCUCCUCAGAAAUGCCUUCUGUUUGACUGUGAAACUAAAGGAGAAUUAAACAAGAGAUCAAGAUUCAUUUAUAGCAUUUUGUGAUGCACUACUUUACUUUCACUAGAAGAGACUUAUUACCGUGCACCUGAAUAUCACCCUGCUAAAACAGACACCUAGAGAUGGUCAGACAGCCACCUAUUUGAGACAAGCAUCUUUGGUACUUUUCCGAACUGUGUCCAUCGUAUUAAUUUAAUCAGACGUGUAAAAUACAAUCACGGAAACCUCUUUAAGCGUAAUAUUAUUUCUUUUGUUCUCUCCUCUAGCUUCUGGGUUUGGACUUUUCUGUUUGCCAUUGCACGAUUUGCAAUAAUUGCUCUGACGUUUAUGACCUUUUGGUAUGAAGUUUCUUGUAAAUCAAUGUGACUUGCCUUUUGUCUUACAAUGUAGGUUUUUUGUUUGAUCCAACUUAUUCUAAAGUAUUAUGAUUAUUAUUUGUUUUUAAUGGUGUACAAUAGGUAUGGGCUUCCACGUCUUGAUAAUGCUGGUCUGAAUGUUAACCUGGGAAACUUCAACAGUCCACCUAUUCGGUAAGACUCCAAAGGAUAAUUUAUGUAGAUGAGUAGGUGAAAAUGUGAUGUGAUUUUUAAAAUUUAAUAAUGUCAUGAAUUUUGUAAAGAAAUAAAUUUAUUGUUGAGAGGGAGUUUAGAGAGAGGUGGGGGGUCAUUCAAAACUCGCUUGAAAUCAAGGGGUUGGAAUCUUUUUCUUGGCAUGCUGAUCAGCUUUGGUAUGUAAUAGUACAAAUAUCUUCUUAUUAAUACCUACUAUGCACAAUAAUGUUAGGCAAUGGUAGGGUCAAUAAAGCAUAUUCUGUUGAUGCAGGUGCAUUUCUACCAAAACUGUAGCAAAUAAAACACAAUGAUAAUGUGAUUCACUAACAGCUUUUAGGUAAUAAAUUUUGUAGCCAAGUGGUGACUUCUAAGGGUUUGAUUACUGGGUGAGGUAGGGGGAUAGGCCUAUUAAAAACAGAAAUCAGGCCCCCAUUGGGAAAGGGGUAUUAGAGAGGCUCAAACCUGUGCUGUGCUAUUGCAGCAGCCAGUAACCCCCCCCCCCCCUCUUUCCCUCCCCCCCCCCCUUCUUUCCCUCCCCCUCAGGCAACUUGCUCUACUGUACCCUUGGGACAACAAGCUAAGAAUCAUAUAACUUUAAAUUUCAUAAGCUUACAGCUUCUCCCAGUGGGGGAGAGGGAGGUGGGAGUACUCCCUUAUAUAAACCAUAUAGGUAUGUGCCGCCCCGAAGGGUAUGGUUUUUGUGCUGUUUUGGUCUGAAAACAGGUGUACAGUUUGCCCAUUUUGGUCUGGAAUCGGGUCGGUAUAGUUUCAGAAGGAACCACGGGGAAGAAUGUAUGUAUUUGUUGUUUCAAUUCCAAAUGAUUAGGAAAGAAAGGGAAAUGUGCGAAUUUGAAAGGUAUUUUAAGAAAUUUUUUGUUUGCAUUCUGAUCUAAGGAGGUCUGAAAACGGGUAUGGAUUUUAGAGGCCAGGCCUCAGUUGUUCAAAGGGUAGAGAGCCUUAUCCAUCGGCUAAAUCUCUAUCCUGUGGAUACUGGUGUGGAAAAUGACAGGUUUUUGUCUGAAAUGGGGCCAUGAUUUGGAGUACUGGGUACACACACCCACCAAGAAUUAUUUCCAGGAGUAACCCCUCCCCCGCCCCCCCACCCCUCUUGCUAGCUCUUAUGACUCUCAAGGAUUUAUUUUAUUAAUUCUACCAGUGAUAUGUUUAUAUAGUGCUCUGUGGAAAUUUAGAUUAUUUUAUGCUUGGAUUUUGAGUUAAGUGAUCAGUGCAUUAUAAAUUUUGUCAUCAGACUCACUGCAAUGGCUGGCGUUAUCCUUAUGCAAGCAUGGUUGGCUUGGAACUUCAUCUGUUACCAGAUCAGGAUGUGGCGUGAAUAUGCUGCCAGCACUGCUACACCUUCCAAGAAGAAGGACAACAAAAAGAAGAGCAAGAAGGAGAGCGAAAAGAAGAAAAAGGAAGAAGUUGUUGCCGAGGACAGUGAGGAGGCUGAUGCUGAGGAAUACGACAAAGCUAAUGGAUCCCCAAAAGCUGUUAUUAAAGCCAAGAAAGCAUAGACCAGAACAGAUUUCCUGAUACUUGGACAGAUUAAUUCUGAGGACAUCAUCAGGUUGUUAUAGAGGGGAUUUAGCCAUGACAGAAAGAAAGAUAUUGCACAAGCGGACGUGUUGAAGUGCUGAAAAAGGUUAACCCUUAAUUUUAUGGCCCAAUAUCCACAUACAAAUUCUCCAGAUUGAUGUUCAUACAUCCCUUAAAAAAUUUGUUGAGAGAAUUUGUUAAAAGGAUCAAAGUGUUUUCUCCUUGAUAAUCACUUUAUUAAUUCUUGUAGCAUAUUGUUAGGAGAAAACUGAUGUUGAUCACUCUUGGUAUUUAAAGGGUUAACUGCAAGCAUGGCAUAUGAGUUGUCAUGGUAACUAAUCUAGCCAAGAUAAGCACUUAAACCUUUAAACCAACAAACCUAGCUAUUUAAAGAAAAAUAUAUUUUUAUGAUAAACGAAUUCACUGUCAUUGCUAAAUCUGUACCUUUUUGGUAGACUGAGAAAACAGCCGAAAUUUUGCAUUACCUCCACUGGUUUCUCUGCAAAAUGAUGUAGACCAUGUAAGGAACAAAAUGUGCAAAAAUGACUACUCUAACGGGUAUUCGCUUUAACCCAGCAUGCAAAGAAAGUCGUGUCCGAUAGCCCGGGGCUAGUGGAUUUUGCUAUCGGGCUAGUGAUUUUUGUUCUUAACUUGUUUGACAGGCAAGUGCUGUUUUUUGAGCAAAUUCCAAUUACAGAAGGAUUGUAAUCAAUCCUGCUAAUCAUUAAGAGUUUUGGGGCUAGUUGAAAUGACUUGUGGGCUAGGACAUGCUAGCUACAGCUUCUUUGCACCCUGUUUAACCCAUCUAAAGCACUAACCAGGUUUGUGUAGUGACAUGUCAUGAGUUUGGAUUUUCUUUGCUCAUUCCAUACCCGUCAUUGCACAAGGAGAUCAGUGGUGAUGUUGCAAAUUGCCAGCUGUUUUCUUAAGCUACCUUUCUUGCUUGGUGAAGAUAAAUGAUGCAGAACAGAAUACAGCUACUCUGACAACAAAACAUACAGACAACGACAGGGUAAACUGUAUUUACUCAAGAGAGCACCAUAGUGCAUAUAUAAUUUGUUCGUUUGGUGCUUAUUUGGGGACAGCAGUUAUUUUGGGGCAGUGAUUGUUGAAAAGCGUUUAACUUGGGUACCUUCAUAAUCGUCAAUGACUGUUAUUUCUUUCUUUCCUUUUUUUCUAUUUUUUUUUCUUUUUUGUUCAAACAUGUUAUUUGAUAUCUUAGGAGGUACAUAGUAAGAGUUACUUUUAAAGUUCUAUCUUAAGUUGACUACAAGUGACUUUUUAAGUGUUGUCACCCAAGUGAUUUUUGAGCAAAAAUACUUACUAAUGACUCUGGCGAAUGGGACAACCUGUGUAAUGAAUUGGGAGGAAGUGAAAGUUCUAUUUUUAGUUUGACUAUUCAGUCAUAGUAUACAGAGAAACGUGAUCUACAGACUUUGGUUUGAAUUCUUGAUACUUACAAUGCAACUACUGUAUUAAAAAGGACAAAAUUGUCCAAUUAGAUCACAGGAAAGCAGCGAUACAUUACGAGAAAGCUCCGGUAGAUUUUUUUUAGCAAAUCAGCAGGUCAUAAGGAAACGAUAAGCAUCUCAAAGCAUCGGUUAUUAUUUUCUUUUAAUCAGAUUUGUCAAUUCUGACCAGGUUACAGUAGGAACACUGUAAUAAUAGAUUUAUUAUGUCAAAGUGUAAGAGAGAGUGUUUUGUAACAUGGGUUACAUUGCAAGGGAUAGGGG
Molecule: messenger RNA, 9168 nt
Organism: Porites lobata
Lineage: Eukaryota; Metazoa; Cnidaria; Anthozoa; Scleractinia; Poritidae
Source: the annotation of a GenBank genome assembly